GGUGGAGUGGCCCGCGGACUGGGCUAACGAUCCUUCCACCAUGCUGACGGACAGAGAUGGACAGAGAUGGGUGAUGAUGAGGCAGGCAACCAUCUCGGUUCGGUUCAGUUCGGUUUCGUUUCGCAAGUUGGCUUCGCGCUGCGCCUCCGGCAACAGCUGAUCUGUUUCUUCUCUUCUCCUGACUGACAUCAAUCCUUCCUUUGAAUCCCCAUAUUUUUCUGCUUCUUUCUUCCUUUCUUUUCUUCUCGUCAAUCCACACACACAUUGCUCAUCUAGCAGUUCAUCAAUUGUCAUUCCAAUUUUCUCUUGUUUCGUUAUAUUUCGUUCUAUUUUUGCUGUAUACUUCGCCAACACCACUCACUGUCUACGCAUUCCAAUCAAGCCGUCACCAUGUAUCGCGAUAUCGCGACAACCCUCUACAAGCGGGGCGAAGCCUCGAUGGACGGCUAUGAGAUGCCAGGCUGGGCUUGGGGCGUCUUCUUUGUCAACUUCCUGAUUUUCUUUCCUAUGCUCUUGAUUGCCACGUACACCUUCCAACACGUCUACCCAACUCUCGCCAUCGUCGAGGACCCGUCGCCCCCGGCUUAUGAUCCCGUUUCUCUCAACGAAGAUGGCCAGUCCAUCGCCGAAGACGGAUUCGCCAACUCCGACACUGCCGCCGUAUCCGAGACUCCCGCCGUCACUUCAUCCCUCCGCAGCACCCACCGCGCCGUCUACGCCAUCGCCGGCUGGCGAUCUCUCUUCCGUGGCUAUGGCGCCUAUCUCUUCACCACCACGGCAAUGUCAGUUAUCGCCGCUAUCUUCGUCGGCGUUGGCAUCCCCUCCUUCAUCGCCGCGCCCCUCGUCGGCGUUGCUGCUGCCCAGCCGUAUGCCGCCUGGACACACAUCGUCAUCUCGGCCCCGAGCCCCAAGUACUUCUGGCAGCGCCUUCCACCGUUCUCGCGCACUUUCAAGGCCACUGCUGCGCCUAUCGCCCUAUACGUCUUCGCUGCUGAGCUCGCUACCUACCUUCCGCGUUACAUCUCCACUGUGCUCAAUAUGACCAUGUGGAACCCCAAGGAGCCCAACAGCCUGCCUCAGUACAACAAGGACGACGCCUGGAAGGGCAUUGUUGUCCUGCUGAUCAGCCUCACGCUGAAUGUUUUCCUCGUUAUCCCCGCUCAGGUCGUCUUGACUCGUGUCCAGGCGUCAUUCCUACCCGAGGACGACGAUACCAUUGUACCUUUCGACCGCUCGUUCGGCGGCAAGGUCGAGCCUGCUAUUGUCGGUGGCAAGGGCUACGUCAACAUGAUCGAUGCUUGGAAGAGCUUCUCGCGCGCUUCCUGGAUUCGCCUCGUUAAGCUCUAUGUCAAGGUUUUCUUGAUCAUUGUCACUCUCACCCUCGUCUGGGUCGCCAUUCUGAUCCCUCAGUAUAUCCUCAUUGCCAACAACAGCCGCAAGACCGGGGAACUGUAGACGACGUUGUUUUGCAAUUAGGUCCCGAUGGCCUACUCCUUAAUCAACGUAUCCGUACCGUGCGCAUGAAUUGGCAACAAUACUAGUACACUCUCAACACCCUCUCCAGGCUUGGCAAGGUCUCUGCACGCAUGCGGGUGCCACAUUUCUUAAAUAUCAUAUUGCUAGGGUUACAGCGUAAAUUGGAUCAUGGACAUCUGGAACUUCUGAUUCCAGCGUGGCUUGGGUAAUGGUCUAUUACAAUUGUUCGUGGGCAGGGAUAUCCACGUGCAUGAUUGACAUGAUAGGAAGGUUACUCGAUAGAAUAAAGAUCAUGACAGCUCAAGUGAAAGUAUCUCGAAAUUGAGACUUUUCCCAAUACUCCUCUGAAUAUGAUGACAUGUAGGGCAUAUCGUGAUGGUCAAUUGAGAUGCAACUCUUGUAGCUAACAAACGCAUCGCUGCCUAUUCGCUCCUAGGCGCAAUACUCUAUAUCUCACUGACCAUGAAUGACAUUCCGAGCGCUGUAGGGUAAAGCUUGCAAGAGAAAGAAAGAAAAAAA
This is a messenger RNA of Xylaria bambusicola, 1995 nucleotides long. RefSeq lists its product as uncharacterized. Lineage: Eukaryota; Fungi; Ascomycota; Sordariomycetes; Xylariales; Xylariaceae. The record is from RefSeq and is a predicted model, not a curated record. The transcript has 2 exons. Bases 391 to 1455 code for a protein of 354 amino acids.